Molecule: messenger RNA, 2412 nt
Organism: Rotaria sordida
Lineage: Eukaryota; Metazoa; Rotifera; Eurotatoria; Philodinida; Philodinidae
Source: the annotation of a GenBank genome assembly
AUGUUAGGUGAUCGAAAAACUGCAGUUUUACGAGGUGGUGCUCCCUGGGGUUUUCGACUUUCAGGCGGCAUUCACACACCUGUUUAUAUUUCUAAGGUUCGUAAUCGAAGUAAGGCAGCACUUGCUGGUCUUACAGGAGGCGACACACUUUUAUCAAUUAAUGGUGUAUCAUCAUUAAAAAAAACUUUACGUGAAGUAAAUGAUGUAAUUGAUGCUGUUCACGAUCAACUUAUUCUCGAAGUACAAAGUACAACACAUCGUCGUGACAGUCGAUCGGAUUCAAUUUCAAGUUUAGAUACAAGAGAAAAUAGUCCUGUUCGUUCAAUACAUCGUAUAACUCCACAACGACAAUCAAUGGAUUAUCAAUAUAAUUCAUCAUAUGAUGCACCUACACAUCCUAUAUAUAAAUCAACAUCAGGUUUUAAUAAACCUGAUUACAACAAAGAUCAACGUUUUAUGGAUUCAUUUGGACGUACAACUAAUAAUCCAUUACCAGCAAUAUUUCGUACAGCUACAUUAGCAUCAAAUUCACCAUCAACUUCAACAAAAGGACAACAAUUUAAUUAUCGUUCAUCAAAAUCAAAUAAUCUAUAUGAUACGCCACGUAAUUAUAAUGAACCUAUGACAGGUGGUUAUAUUUCGGAUACAAAUGAUUAUCGACGUUCAUCAGCUACUAUUCGUUCAAAUAGUCUUAAAAAUUUAAAUGUUUCACAUAUUGGUAAUAUAAAUAAUCAACAACAAUCAUCGUAUAAACCAUAUCCAACAACUUAUGCUACAAAAAUUAUACCAAGUAGUGAUCAAAAUUAUUUUAGUGAUUCCGAAUAUGUGGGAUCUUCUGGUCCACGUUAUACAAAAAUUAGUCGACAAAUAAAUUCUACACGACGGCCAAGUAAUAUUGUUUUACCGAUACGUUCAAUAUCAAGUAAAGCUUAUGAUGAUUAUGUACCACAAGAAACACCAAAAUUUCAAAAACAACCAUUUGAUGUGUAUCGUUAUCAACAACAACAACAACAACAACAACAACAAGCAGCAGCAGCAGCUCGAUUUAAACGACCACCGCAACUUAGUUUUCCAUCUGAAAAUCAACGACGUAAAUCUGAUAGUAUUAGUGCUAUGAAUCAUGAAUUUGGUGCUGAAUUGCUCAAAUCACCUAUUCCAAAUAAAAAACGUUAUGCCGAUUCAAGUUUCUUUAAGACACCAUUUAAUACUUAUCCAACUAUUGAAGAACAAAAACAAAUGGCAAGAAAAAUUGCCCAUAUAUUAGAAGGAGGUGAUCCAUCUCAAAAAGGUGCUUCAAAAUUUGAAAGACAACGUCAACGAGCAGACAAAUAUACACUUGAAGCUGAAGCAACAUCAACAACAACUGCUGUAAGUAAUUAUCGACCACUACGUCAAUUACAAACCAAUGAUAAACCAUAUUAUGAUACUUCAAAUUUACCUGAUUGUAUUAAACAUAGUUUAGAAGAAGCUCAACAUAUUAAUCCAUUAAGAUAUGUUGGUGCACCAGAAGACUUUAAACAAAUUCAUAUGGAGCAGGAACAUGUUACACAUACAGGUGUUCCACCGCAAACUGCAAUGCGUAUUGCUGCUGAUUUGAAUCUCAAUCGUGGUAAAGGUGCAGCCUUAUUUCAAAAACGUAAAGCUCGCUCUGAAAAAUGGGUUAUUGAUGAGAAUAAUGUUAAGAAACCAGGCUAUCAAUCACCAUCAAAUUAUAUUGGACCAGCAACUAAACCAUGGGGUCAACAUGCACCAACAACAUGGUCUCCUGAUGAAAAACCAUAUUCAGGUCCUAUUUUUUCACCGAUUCGAAAAAAAUUUAGUCUUCCACAAACGCCAACUCUACCUGAAUCACUUUUUACACCUCCACCACCAAGAACUACUCCAAGAUUUAGUGAUUUUAAUGCUAAACCAAAAGGUUUCAGUAGUCGGAGUACAGAAAAUGUAAUAUCACAAUCACCACGUGGUAGUAUUGAUUUACGUAAAUCACUUAAUUUAAAUACGGAACCAAAUAUUCAUGAAGUUUCUCAAAGUAUGUCGGAAUUACAAACGCGUAAUGUAUCUCAACCAUGGUCAUCACCAUUGGAUUCUCAAUCUAUGUUUUCUCCAAAUCAACAACAACAACAACAAGAUAAUGAUUAUUUUCAAUAUCCAUCGGGGAAUAUUCUUGGUAAAUGGAAAAAUCAAGAAUAUUCACCAUGGAAUCAAUUAUAUAUGCAAGAACAUAAACCAUCACAAAUACCAAUGACACGUGAAGGUGUUGAACUUCUACGUCAACGUCUCAUGCAACAAAAUCAACCACAAACAGAUCAACGAUAUCAAACAUAUAAACAACAGAAUGAUAAUAGUGCUAAUUAUAAUUUAUAUUCUUCAUCUCAAGGAUCAAAAUCACAGCAACAUUUUACGGAUCUUUAA